Rhodotorula toruloides NP11 is the source of this 780-nucleotide messenger RNA. Its product is annotated as protein of rRNA processing protein family. The coding region runs from base 1 to 780 and encodes 259 amino acids. The record is from RefSeq and is a predicted model, not a curated record. The transcript has 2 exons. Lineage: Eukaryota; Fungi; Basidiomycota; Microbotryomycetes; Sporidiobolales; Sporidiobolaceae.
AUGGCCAAGCAGCAGGCUCAGAAGCCACAGAAGGACAAGAAGAAGCCCUUCCAGGUCGGCCCGAAGCUCGGCAAGGGGCAGUACACCGGUCAUGCGCAACGCAUCAAGCGCACUUUGAUCCACAAGGCUAAGGUCAAGAAGUCCUACGCAAAGGCGCUUAAGGAGGCAGGGUACGAGCCUGAACGGCCGGCAGCCAGGGGAGACAAGGGCAAGGGGAAGGCACGGCAGGACGACGAGGACGACGGCGAGCCGGUCGUGGACGAGGCGGAGAAGGAGGCGGAACGGGAGCGCUUGCGGCGACGGCUGUACGGCGACGACGAUGCUUCGGACGCAAAUGAGCGGAGCGACGAGGAUGGGGACAGCGAGGACGAGGGGCGGGGCAGGUCGGCGCGCUUCCAAUCGCAGCGGAGACGAGGCAGCGACGACGAGUCGGACGACGAUGGCGGGUCACCAUCCCCUUCACCGGAACCUGAAUCCGCUCGACGCUCUCGACAACCUCUUCCUCCGCAGCACCUUGCCGCUUCUCUCGCCUCUUCUUCCUCUUCCUCUCGGCCUCGACAACGUCAGCCGAAGCCUGCGCCUCCCAAACCGGCCAAAGCCGCACCAGCUGCUCCACCCAAACCGAAACGGCCGAAGCUGUCGGAGAAGCAGGUCGAGGCGUUGCGGGAACAGCGGCGGCAGGAAAAGCGGGCGGGUGGACAGCGGAACGCGCGGGGUCAGGCGAAGCUGGGAGGACGGAUAGAGCAGAUGUUGGGUCGGAUCCGGCGGUCGAUGGAAUAA